CAGUGGAAUGUAUGGAUGCCACGGGACAUCUCUGCCAUGACCAAUUCCUGUGUAGUCAUUCCAUGCACAUUUAUGUACCCCUCAGGCGUCCGGCCCUACCGUGGUGUGCAUGGAAUCUGGUACUUUGGCCAACCCUAUCCGCAACUUUUCCCUCCUGUAGUAUUCAAGUCACGCACGGAUAUUGUGCAUGAGAGCUAUAAAGGCCGUACCAAGCUCCUGGGUGACCUGACACAGAAGAACUGCACCCUGCAAAUCAGUAACAUUGGUCCAGAACACUCAGGGAGGUAUUACUUCCGUGCAGACCUGGGCGGGGCCAAUAUGUUCACCUACCCAGACUUCACUGAACUCAAGGUCCUGGAUCAGCCUAGUAUUGAUGUACCCGAGGAGAUAGUCAGCGAUGAAAGUCUGGAAUUGACUUGCUAUGCCCCAGACAAUUGCCCAGAUAUGAGUCCUGAGAUUCACUGGAUGUACACAGACUAUCUGCCAGAACCUCUCUUCACUACAGACUACGUAGAAGAGAGCAACACAGCUGUGCUGUCCAGCACCCUGACUUUUACACCUCGACCUGUGCACAAUGGCCAGCUCCUGGGCUGCCGUGUUCACUACCCUAACACCACGUUCAUCUACGAACGGCUCAUUUCGCUGGAUAUUAAAUAUGCCCCACGCUCAGUGUGGGUGAACAUCUCUCAGGAGGUAAUGGAGGGCAGUUCAGUUGUGCUCCACUGUGAGAUAGACAGUAACCCAAUGCCCAGAAUCUCUUGGCACUUUGGAGAUGAGGAGUUAUCAUCAGACUCAGCCUUCAAUGCCUCGCUCUAUCUGGAGGACCUGACUCCUGUCCAGGAGGGUGUCUACACUUGUGUGGGUGAAAAUGACUAUGGGUCCAUGAACACCUCCAUGUACCUAGCCAUAAAAUACCCCCCUCGAGAGCCAUGGGUGAACGAAUCUCUCACUGUGCAGGAGGGCUCCUCUCUGGCCCUGCACUGCAGCACACAGGGCAGCCCUGCACCCACGCUGACUUGGCUGAAGGAUGGGGAACUGGUGGGCACCAUCACAGCUGAUGAGCUGUCUGUGCUGGAACUGGUAGAGGUCACGCCGCAGGCCCAUGGCCACUACCGCUGUCUGGCUGAGAAUGAAUACGGCCGUGCCAGCAGCUCACUCAACAUCACUGUUGAGUUUGCCCCAAUCUUUCUGGAUGAUUCCAAGUGCACAGUGGUUCGAGAGGGUGUGCAGUGUGUGUGCAUGGCGACAGGAAACCCAGAGCCUGUUAUCGAGUUUUACCUGCCUGACCUUAACAUCACCAUCAAUGAAACGAAUGGACGCUUCAGUUAUUACACUCACACCGAUGGGUACACCUCCACUGCUGUGAUAAAACUCCGCGGGAAGGGUGAACAGGCGAACAAUGGAGGCACAGCCGUGCAUGUGCACUGUAGCAUGUCCAAUAUGUACGGGGCAGAAACAAUCCGACUGGAGCUACAGCAAGAGAAGAAGUAUAUGAUGGCUGUGAUUGUGGGGACAAUUGGAGGUGUGGCAGUCAUUGCCUUCAUCAUCGCAGCAGUGAGAUAUGUGGGCCACAACAACAAAAAAGAGAACGGGAAUCCUGGGCAGGACCUGGGAUCUAAACCGGAGAACCCCUCAAUGUUCUACAGCGCAGUCAAGAAGGACAAACAGAGUCUGAGGAAAAAAGUGCUUAAGACUGAGCUCCUGGGCUCUAAGUUUAACUCCAUCCUAGAGGAGAGUUCUACGGGAGAGGAAGGAGAUUCUCAACCUGUCAGCUCUAUGGCAAGCCUGGAGAGACAGGAGCUGAACUACGCUGCCCUGUCAUUCAUUAGAGGGUCUCCACGAGGCAGGGCAACAGGGACUAGGGAAGACAGCAGCGAAUACACUGAGAUUAAGACCAAAUAG
Molecule: messenger RNA, 1902 nt
Organism: Chanos chanos (milkfish)
Lineage: Eukaryota; Metazoa; Chordata; Actinopteri; Gonorynchiformes; Chanidae
Gene: mag
Product: myelin associated glycoprotein
Exons: 9
Coding region: 16-1902 (628 amino acids)
Biological process (GO): cell adhesion
Cellular component (GO): plasma membrane
Molecular function (GO): sialic acid binding
Source: RefSeq, a predicted model, not a curated record